Molecule: messenger RNA, 948 nt
Organism: Pelobates cultripes (western spadefoot toad)
Lineage: Eukaryota; Metazoa; Chordata; Amphibia; Anura; Pelobatidae
Source: the annotation of a GenBank genome assembly
AUGCGAGUGUGUAACAUUUCUUAUUACUCUCCCAAAUAAGAACCCAACAUACUACACUAUAAUAUUUUUCCCUUUUUAACCCACUUUACGCUUGUAUUCUAUGUCCCUUCUUUAAUUAGGGUGUUUUUUUUUCUCUUUUUUUUUGUGUAUUUUUAAGAGCUCCACUGAUUUCAGUAGUGGUAGAAAUUACCAUCUAGUUCACAAUAUUACUAUGGUAUACGAACCUAGUCUCUUUGCAGAGCUCCUUUAGCUGUUUGCUGUUUUUUACUUUACCUCAAUAAACUGUAUUGCAAGAAGAUUUAAUCUGAUUGUAAUUUAGGCCACGGUCACACAGCUUAAAACAAUUUGUAAUGCUUAGAGUUGACCUGUAUUUCGAUAGAGUAGUUUUGCUAUUUUUGGAGAUGCACACAAGACACAAACACAUUUGGUACACUUUUUUUAACUUAUGGGAACCCUGUUGCUCUACACUUCAGAGAAUUAUCUCGUAUUGGAGAUAAAUUCCCACUUUCACUUGAGCUGACUCAACACCAGCUACCUCAUAGUACGCACAAAUCUAUGUAUGUAGUGAGCAUAUGUUUUUGUCUUUUUGUUUGGUGUGUGUUGUUUUUUUGUUUGCUUUUUUUUUAAUAUGUAAAUAACAAUGUAACUAUUUUUUAGGUAACGGAUGUUCAGAAACUGGAGGCUACAAUCAACUGUGGGCAAAUAGAAGAAGUUAUCGUGCAGGUAGACCUCUCUAACAAUAAUUUUUAUACCAUAUGCCAUUCAGCCACUUCUUUGCAGCAUGUGACUAUAAUGCAAAGUUCCAUCUUGGUGUUGCUCAUUUGUUUCUGUGAAUUAUGUUUGCAGGCAGAGAAUGAACUGUCCCUGGCAAGAAAAAUGGCAGAAUGGAAACCCUGGGAACCUUUAAUUGAAGAACCUCCUGCUAAUCAGUGGAAGUGGCCAAUUUAG